This is a messenger RNA of Pyrus x bretschneideri (Chinese white pear), 1346 nucleotides long. Its product is annotated as thioredoxin-like 1-2, chloroplastic. The transcript has 4 exons. The coding region runs from base 294 to 1136 and encodes 280 amino acids. The record is from RefSeq and is a predicted model, not a curated record. NCBI's taxonomy places the organism in Eukaryota, Viridiplantae, Streptophyta, Magnoliopsida, Rosales, Rosaceae. Gene Ontology annotation, biological process: cell redox homeostasis.
UUCCUCCUCCUCCUCUCUCUCUCUCUCUCUCUCUCGCUCUCUCAAGUUUUCAAAGAACACAACUCUGUCAAUUAGGUUUUUUAGUAAAAAGGAGACAUUUUUUGUUCAAAGCUUUGAACUUUUUGUUUAAAGAACAAGUUUUGUUGAAGAUUUUGAUUGCAAGGGGUUAAUUUUAAUCCAUUUUUCGGCCGUUUCGAUUCGAAAAAGUGGUAUUUCAGGCAGAGGAUCAAGUUGGUCUUGGUCGGUUUUUUUGUUUUCGCUGCGAAAUCUGGGAAAAGGGCGUUUGAGUCGACAUGGCCAAUGCAUUUGCAUCACAGACUGGUUUCUGCAUUUCUUCUGGGUUGGAUGAAAUUGCAGCUGGCUCCAAAUCCCCCAAAGGGGAUUUUAGGGUUUCUCCUACCUCCCAAUUUAAGGAUGCAAAUUCAAGAGCUUUUCCUGCAUUGAGUGUUGAUUUCUUGGGAAAACCCUUGAUUCUCUCAGAUCAGGGUUUCGAGAAUUGGAGGGUCAGAAAACCAAGCAAUUUCUCUGUGCAUGCACAAGCAUCUCUGUGUGUAAGCAGAGCAAUGAGAUGGUGGGAGAAGACCCUUCACCCCAACAUGGUGGAGAUCCAUUCUGCUCAAGAACUUGUUGAUUCUUUGAAGAAUGCUGGAGACAGAUUGGUUGUGGUUGACUUUUACUCACCUGGUUGUGGAGGCUGCAGAGCUCUCCAUCCCAAGAUCUGUCAGCUGGCUGAAUCGAACCCGAAUGCGAUUUUCCUCAAAGUUAACUAUGAAGAGCACAAGACUAUGUGUCAUGCUCUCAACAUUCAUGUGCUGCCGUUCUUUAGAUUCUUUAGAGGUGCAGAUGGUCGUGUGUGUAGCUUUAGCUGCACCAAUGCAACUAUUAAGAAAUUCAAAGAUGCAUUGGCAAAACACGGGUCUGAUCGUUGUAAUCUUGGGCCGGCGAAAGGGUUAGAUGAAUCUGAGAUAAUAAAGUUAGCUUCAAUAGGUGAAAUAUUAACAACAACAUCAUCGCCAUCCACGAAGGAAGAAAGAUUGGAGGAUCUGGUCACGAAAAGCGUAGAUUUUUCGGGUGUGUGGAGCAAUGAAGGCCAUAUCAUAGAACUUGAGGAAGAAGGUUCCAUGGUGAAGGUUUAAAAGCAGCUUCUCUAGGACAGUUUCCUACAUGGUGUUGUUGUACAUGUCUUUUUAACUUUGGGUUUUCCCAUAAGCAGGGGGCUCUGGCUUUUUUACAUCGAGCCCUGCCUAGUUUGGUUAAUCUGGUAUUUAGAUUUGGAUAUUGUGAUCUGAUUAAUUAUAUUUUAUCUAUUCAAACCCAGCAUUCACCAGGGUAUGCUUUUCUUGGAA